Aspergillus nomiae NRRL 13137 is the source of this 1695-nucleotide messenger RNA. RefSeq names its product N(6)-L-threonylcarbamoyladenine synthase family protein. The record is from RefSeq and is a predicted model, not a curated record. Gene Ontology annotation, cellular component: mitochondrion. The transcript has 4 exons. Bases 1 to 1695 code for a protein of 564 amino acids. NCBI's taxonomy places the organism in Eukaryota, Fungi, Ascomycota, Eurotiomycetes, Eurotiales, Aspergillaceae. Gene Ontology annotation, biological process: mitochondrial tRNA threonylcarbamoyladenosine modification.
AUGAUCCCCACUGCUCGUGCUGCCACAAGACCCAAGUUGAGCCUGAGCAUUUCUGCUGCGCAGAAUACCUCUCGGCCUACAUUGUCGCUCAAGUCCCCGGGUCCUCUCCCCCGGACUCCGAUCUCCCCGUCUGCUGCCAGUCCAAGUUCGGCCCGGUUCUCAUCCCUUCAAGUCCCGGGUUAUGGCUACGUCAACUCGUGUUCCUCAAAGAGUAUUCUCAAGAAGCAAUCGACAGCGGUCGCAGCGGGCAACGUCAACAAACGCAUCCAAUUUAAAGGUACACCGACUGUCCACUGCGUGACGCCCAUUGAGAACCCGGAGGAAUACUACGGCACGCACACCAAGAUGUCGCGCGAAGAACGACGUUGGCUGCACAUGCAGCAGAGCCUGUGGAGGACCGCCGGCGCAGAGCAUCGGACGUCCAGAACGAAAGUCAAGGAGAGGAAUGUCCCUAUCGGAAAGGAGGGCAAACUGUCAAUCGAUGACACUUCAGUCGCAAUCGUUGAAAAGAACGAAGCCACCAAUGCCGCUAAGAUUCAUUUCCUUGAGAACGUGACGGCCGAUUCAAAUGAGUACCGAGGCGUCCACCCCAUUGCAUCUCUCGAGUCGCAUCAAGAGAACCUCGCGAAACUGGUUGAUAAGGCGCUGAGGCAUUUGCCCGUCGCCUCGGACAAUGUUGGAGGACACCGAUCGAUAACGCUCGCAGAUGGCUCCCAGCCGCGCUGCAAACCGGACUUUGUAUCCGCUACUCGAGGGCCGGGGAUGCGAGCGAAUCUCUUCGUCGGCUUAGAUACAGGGAAAGCGCUGUCAGUUGCGUGGCAGAUCCCUUUCGUGGGAGUUCAUCAUAUGCAAGCUCACUUGCUGACACCCCGGCUUGUGUCAUCUCUAAGCCACGACCAAGGCACCAGUGGUAACGUCUCACCGUCACCGCCAGUUACGCCAGAAUUUCCCUUCCUAUCUAUCCUCGUCUCGGGUGGCCAUUCGAUUCUUGUGAAAUCAUCAACUCUUACGGACCACAGGAUCAUGGCUUCUACCGCAGACAUAGCAAUUGGCGAGUCGCUUGACAAAUCGGCCCGGGAAAUCCUUCCUACUUCCUUACUGCAGAGUGCGAAGAAUACCAUGUACGGCAAGAUGCUAGAGGAGUUUGCUUUCCCAAAUGGUAGCGCUGACUACGCUGACUACCGUCCGCCGCUGACCCGUGGCGAGGAACUCAUCAAGCGGGAGACCCCCUGGGGCUGGUCCCUGACGACCCCUCAAAAAAUCAUCACACAAAAGGAGAACUCUGGACAGAGCUUUUCCCAUGACGAGCGAGUUGAAAUGGCGCGUGAAUCCAUGCGGGUCUGUUUCGAGCAUCUCGCCUCCCGGACGAUCAUCGCUCUUGAGACACUUCGUCAACAGAAGCCUGAUGACGAGGUGAAGACUCUCGUGGUCAGCGGUGGUGUUGCGGCCAAUCGUUUCCUCAUGGCUGUUUUACGCUCAUUCCUCGAUGUCCGCGGCUUCGGUCAUAUCGACAUUGUCGCACCCCCUCCGUACCUGUGCACUGAUAAUGCGGCAAUGAUCGGAUGGGCUGGCCUCGAAAUGUUUGAGGCGGGCUGGCGCACAGAUCUCAGUUGUCGCGCUCUCAGGAAGUGGAGUCUGGAUCCGCAGGCCGAUGAUGGCGGCGUUCUGGGUCCCGGCGGAUGGCAGAAAGCCUAG